Prunus armeniaca (apricot) is the source of this 360-nucleotide messenger RNA. NCBI's taxonomy places the organism in Eukaryota, Viridiplantae, Streptophyta, Magnoliopsida, Rosales, Rosaceae. The record is from the annotation of a GenBank genome assembly.
AUGAACAAAGCGGCUCACGCAGCGGCUAGUAUUGGCAUCAGAGUGGUGGCGCAAAUUUGUUGGGCUGAAAGGCCACCACCGUCUGUUCAGGGAAUUCUGUUCGUGGCUCCUUUUAGAGCAACUCCAGCGGGAGGGGCUAGUCUAGGCAAGAGGCCCCCUAGGCUCCCAAUUUCAUUUCUAGCUGCCAAGGCUUGCCAGGGCAAGCCCUGGGCUCCACCAAUCCGGGCAAGGCCCAAGGCAAGACUUGUCUGGGCUGCUGCUUGGUUUGGCUGUGACAACGGCAGUAGCGACAACAUCGAUGGCACCGAAGACAGCGGAUUUAUGGUCUUCUUUUCGAGUCUACUUUUUUUCAAGCCAUAG